Molecule: messenger RNA, 3376 nt
Organism: Biomphalaria glabrata
Lineage: Eukaryota; Metazoa; Mollusca; Gastropoda; Planorbidae
Product: 70 kDa neurofilament protein-like
Exons: 13
Coding region: 897-2660 (587 amino acids)
Source: RefSeq, a predicted model, not a curated record
UAGGGAAGUAAUGGUUUCAUUAGGGAAGUAAUGGCUUCAUUAGGGAAGUAAUGGCUUCAUUAGGGAAGUAAUGGUUUCAUUAGGGAAGUAAUGGCUUCAUUAGGGAAGUAAUGGUUUCAUUAGGGAAGUAAUGGUUUCAUUAGGGAAGUAAUGGUUUCAUUAGGGAAGUAAUGGCUUCAUUAGGGAAGUAAUGGUUUCAUUAGGGAAGUAAUGGCUUCAUUAGGGAAGUAAUGGUUUCAUUAGGGAAGUAAUGGUUUCAUUAGGGAAGUAAUGGUUUCAUUAAGGAAGUAAUGGCUUCAUUAGGGAAGUAAUGGUCUCAUUAGGGAAGAAAAAGUUUCAUUAGGGAAGUAAUGGCUUCAUUAGGGAAGUAAUGGUUUCAUUAGGGAAGUAAUGGUUUCAUUAGGGAAGUAAUGGUUUCAUUAGGGAAGUAAUGGUUUCAUUAGGGAAGUAAUGGUUUCAUUAGGGAAGUAAUGGUUUCAUUAGGGAAGUAAUGGUUAUUAGUUGUGUUGUAAAUCUAUGGUAAACUAUUCCAUUAGGAUUAAGUUCAAAGCUGGUGGAUGUUUAUUUACAGGUAAUAUAAAGUCAUCAGUGAAGAAAUGUCAAGGCUAGUCUACAUGCCAGUAGUGGAGCAGAAGAUAAUUUCUAUUUUUAUAACAUUCCAAUUUACUGGAGUUGAAAACUUUGUUUGUCUUUUGAAAAUGAAACAAAAGACCCCCCCCCCCCCCCAAAGCCAUACAUGAACUGACUGUAUUUUAAGUGGUGCGAUGUUGCAUAGGUUCAGAUGUCUAAUACAUGUCAGUCUAUUUAGAACUUACUGCUCUAACUGCAAGCCUUGAAGAAUACAGCUUUAUUUGUGUUUAACUUCUUAAGCAUAAGGAACAAAGUUUCUGGACGCCAUGGAUUUACAGCGCACAUUGGAAAAUGAUCUAGACUUGAGUGCAGCAAGUUCUCUCGGAAACUUCGUCAAUGGGAAAAGUUUCUCUUAUCACCCUUCUAUCAGAGAGCCUCGGGCAACUAAUGCUGUGUACAGUCGCUUAACUGAGAGAUUGACAGGGAUAACACCAGGGAUUUUCAAGAGAAAGUUCUUUGCUGUGAAUAGUAUUUAUGAUGUCAGCCAGUUCACCAGUGAGAGAGUCAUUUCAUCAGCCAGCCCCCAGGACAAGAAAGAGCUUCAGGAUCUGAAUGAAAAAUUUGCCCAGUAUGUUGAGAGGAUCACGGCGCUACAACUGGAGAUCUCCCCAUUGGCUAAAGAACUGAACGAGUUAAAGUUGAAAUGGGGCAGCAAAGUUGAAGACAUUAAAGUGAUUUAUGAAACAGAACUGAGCAAGACAAGAGAGCUCUUUAACGAGGCCACGAAAAAGAUCAACGAGCUGACCAACAAACUCAACUUGGCCGAGUUAGAAGUGGACAAACUACAGCAAGAACUGGACUUGGCUAAAGCAUUACAUGAUGAUGACUACGAGAAACUGGUGAAGUUGACCCAGGUCACGUCCAACCUUAAGAGUGAGCUCCAGAUGUUCAGGUCUGUUAGUGAACUAAACGAGAUUGAAAAUCAAAGAAGCAGAGAAACAAUAGCUAAAUAUCAGAAGGACUUGGAAAAAGUGCAACUGGAACUUAGCCUGAAAACUCUUGAGAUGUUGAAUACCACCAACGAAUGUCAGAAACUGCAAGAGGAAAUGAGAAUUUUAAAAGCCAUUCAUGACAAGGAAAGAAAGGAGUGGUCAGUUCUGGCCAAUAUAGAUUCAGCAGUCAGGAACCGCGAGUUCUGGAAAAAGGACUUGUAUUUGGCAAUACAGGAAAUAAGAGAAGAGUACAAAGCGAAAGCUGAUCAAAUCAAGGGAGAGAACGCAACAGCAUUUGAAAUUCAAAUUCAGGAAAUCUCAACUGAAGUGCAGAAGUAUCAAUUGGAGGCUACUCUGGCUAGAGAGGAUUUGAGUCGUCAGCAACAGGAGCUGAUGGAGUUGAGGAACAGACUGGCAGAUACUGAAAGCUCAAACUUGAUGUAUGAAAAGAAAUUCAGUGAGCUUCAGAGAGAACUUGAAAUCAAAGUGACAGAGAGUCAGUCAGACAGAGAGAGACUCUAUCUUGCAAACGAAGAAAUUCAGAAACUGCUGGAGAAACUCAACUCCCAAAAAGUGGUCACAAUUUCUCUGCAACAAGAGAUUGAAGAGUACAGAUUUUGGUUAAAGAGAUUAGAAGAGAGGAAUAUCUUCAGCUUUCAGGAGCUCAUCAAAUUUCAAGUUUCAGAGUCGGCAACAAGAACUCUAUCCAAGCAACAGAGAAAAUUUGCGAGGACAUUUAAAGGACCUGUUGUUAUAGAUGAAAUAGGCGAUGAGGGCAAUUACAUUACGUUACGAAAUAAUUCAACAAUACCAAGAAAGGAUGUUGACCUAAAUGGAUGGAAGUUGAAGCGCAUCGUGGAGUCUAGAUCUAUCAGACGUGAAAGUAAUGAGUAUGAGUAUGUCUUUCAGAAGUAUGUUCUUAACUCUGGAGCUCAAUUGAAGGUCUACGCCAAGUCACAAGAAGCUCUUGCCUUGCCAGGGGAUCUUGUCUAUGAAGGCGCAGAGACAUGGGGAGCAGGCAACAGGGCAACAACAAUAUUAUACAAUGAGAGUGGACAGGAAAGAGCCCGCGUUGAAGAGACAGCAAGCUUCCAGUAAAGAAAACAGUUUGUAUGCUUCGCAUCUAGUAGAGGCAUUCGGUACAGGACAGACCAAAACUGAUCUUACAAAUGUAUUCGCUUAGAACUGUUUACUUCAUUAUGCAAACGAAUUCAAAUAAGGCAAAGAUUUUAUCUGCAUCUUUUAUCUUAUCCAUUAUCUAAACUCAACAAUGUAGUAAAGUGUAUCUUAUCUCCAAUACAUAAUCAAAUCUCACCAAUGUAGUUAUCUUUUUGAAUAACUUUAAGAAAAUAAUAAGUCGUAGGUAAUAAUUGUUUUCAAGACUUUAAUUUUGUGUAUGUGUGAAUGUUGUAAUUUGUAAAAGUUAUUGUUUGUUACUUUUAGAGGCACUGAAAAUAAUGUAUUCAUUGAAAGGCUUCUUGACAAAACAUUUGUCUUACUUUACUACAAGAUCAAAGAUGAACAUUAUUGUUCUACUGUGGGGUUCAAUCAUUUUACCAAUGUAUCAUUGUAUUCAGGUGUUUAGCGUUGUUGUUUUUUUUACAUACAUUCUGAAAGAGAUGGAUUAAUUUUGCUUGUAUGUUUAGAAAUAUUAUAAGCCACAUAUAGAAUUAGAUAAAGAAGCUGCAAUGGCUAGUGUUUGUAUGUGUGUGUCUGUAUUAGUUUAGUCAUCUGGAUAUUCUUUAUAAACUAAGACAAGUAUGUUCACAUAUAUGCAAUCCCUGAAUACAAUUAAACACAAAAACUAAAUUGUC